Messenger RNA from Funneliformis mosseae, 136 nucleotides. NCBI's taxonomy places the organism in Eukaryota, Fungi, Glomeromycota, Glomeromycetes, Glomerales, Glomeraceae. The record is from the annotation of a GenBank genome assembly.
AUCAGGAUGUACACCUGCUUUUGAUGAUAAUGAGAAAAAUGCAUUCAUAAAUAAAGUUACACAAGAGUUAUACAAACUUUUACAUGAAGUUAUUAAUACACUAAGUUUAAAUUUCAGUAUUACAACUACUAAAUGA